Molecule: messenger RNA, 1129 nt
Organism: Melanaphis sacchari
Lineage: Eukaryota; Metazoa; Arthropoda; Insecta; Hemiptera; Aphididae
Product: U3 small nucleolar ribonucleoprotein protein IMP4
Exons: 2
Coding region: 139-1080 (313 amino acids)
Biological process (GO): rRNA processing
Cellular component (GO): Mpp10 complex; small-subunit processome; nucleolus
Molecular function (GO): rRNA primary transcript binding; snoRNA binding
Source: RefSeq, a predicted model, not a curated record
CAGUGCGUGCUAAAUAAUGAUUUUGUGACAAUUGUUGUAGCUGCUGUCCAUUGACUAUUAACUAUUUAACUAUUAAAUAAUAUCAUUUUUCAAUCAAUUCAAUAAUUUCAUCGAUUUAGUCAGUAGUCACCACACAACAUGUUACGCCGGCAAGCUCGACUCCGGCGCGAGUACUUGUACCGCAAGAGUUUGGAAACCCGUCAAAAGGUGAUCCAAGACAAAAAAGAACGGCUUAAACACUGUUUGGACGAGAACGUGCCCAUUCAUUAUGACCUGCGCCCAGAGGCAUUGCACUUACAGGAAAAACUAGAAUGGGACGACGAUUCACCAGGGUUGUCGACUAUCGGUGGUGGCGAGGAGGGCGGUGCGGGUACCUCGCACGAGGACGAUGAGUACCGUUGGGCUGGUGUUGAGGAUCCGAAAAUCAUGAUCACAACGUCGCACGACCCGUCGGCCAGACUAAAAAAAUUCGUCAAAGAGCUCAGACUGAUAUUUCCAAAUGCCCAACGCAUGAACCGUGGUAAUUAUGAAAUUAAGCAGUUGGUGCAGGCCUGCCGGGCUAACGAGGUGACUGAUUUUAUCGUUGUGCAUGAGCACCGGGGUGUCCCGGACACAUUGAUUGUUUGUCACAUGCCGUAUGGCCCAACAGCCUAUUUCAACUUGACAGACGUGGUAAUGAGGCAUGACGUUCCAGACAUUGGUACAAUGUCUGAACAGUUUCCACAUUUGAUUUUCCACAAUUUUGAAACACAGCUUGGUAAGAGAACAAUGAACAUUUUGAAGUAUCUGUACCCGGUUCCUAAGGAAGAUAGCAAGAGAGUCAUUUCUUUUGCAAAUCAUGAUGACUUUAUAUCGUUUAGACACCAUACUUACAAAACGGUGGAUGGUAACAAAAUCGAAAUGAAUGAAGUUGGUCCUCGUUUUCAGUUAAAACUUUACCAAAUAAAAUUGGGGACCUUAGAAUCAGCAGAUACAGCAGACACAGAAUGGAUGCUUAGACCUUACAUGAACACUGCAUCCAAGCGUCGAUAUCUAUCAUUAAAAGAUGGGUGGGCUCAAGAUGAUACAAUUUUUUCUUAAAUAGUGAUUGUUUUGUAAAUAAAAAAACUUUACCUAAAUUAAAAAAAAA